AUGUCUUCCCGUACCACCUCCUUCUCCGCAUCGCGCUCCCAGCUAUCCCGCCGACCGUCUGUUAGUUCUAGGUUAUCCUUCGCGGUAUCAACAGUCGAGCAAGGAGAGGGGCUGGGAAGCAAUGCGCCGGUGGAGCAUCAGAUCGACGAAGAAAUAGCGGAGAUCAAGAGAUAUGAGGACUUUACUACCAUAGAUUGGGUACAGGAUGCGGCUCAAGAAAGAUUACGCCGGAAAGCGCGCCGCAGAAAUAAUCCCGGCAAUGGCAGAGUGUCGUGGAGGUAUAGAUUAUGGGAGUCCUAUGAUGCUGCCCAGGGCUGGAUCGUCGUGACCCUAAUAGGUGCCGCUAUUGGGCUUAACGCCGCCCUUUUGAAUAUAAUCACAGAAUGGCUAGCCGAUAUCAAAAUAGGUUACUGCACGACGGCCUUCUAUCUUAACGAGAAUUUCUGCUGCUGGGGUGAGGACAACGGAUGUGAUCACUGGCAUCGCUGGACGGGAUUCGAACCCGUUAAUUAUCUUAUAUAUAUUACGUUUGGAACUGCCUUUGCUUUCACUUCAGCUACCCUUGUCAAGUCAUUCGCACCUUAUGCUGCGGGCUCGGGCAUUUCUGAGAUCAAAUGCAUUAUUGCCGGAUUUGUUAUGAAAGGAUUCCUAGGUCUACGGACUUUGGUCAUCAAAUCUGUAGCUCUACCUUUGGCUAUCUCGUCUGGCCUUUCGGUCGGUAAGGAAGGUCCUAGCGUGCACUAUGCAGUAUGUACAGGCAAUGUCAUUUCGAGGAUGUUUGAUAAGUAUAAGCGGAACGCAUCCAAGACACGGGAGAUACUUAGUGCUUGUGCGGCUGCGGGAGUUGGAGUCGCGUUCGGAAGUCCUAUCGGCGGUGUUUUAUUCUCUCUGGAGGAAAUGUCCAAUUAUUUCCCCCUUAAAACUAUGUGGAGAAGUUACUUCUGUGCGCUUGUCGCAACAGCAGCCUUGGCGGCGAUGAACCCCUUUAGGACCGGCCAGCUCGUCAUGUUCCAGGUCAAAUAUGAUCGGUCGUGGCAUUUCUUCGAAACAGUACCUUACAUCUGCAUUGGGAUAUUUGGAGGUCUCUACGGCGCGUUCGUGAUUAAGUGGAAUUUACGCGCUCAGGCGUUCCGGAAGAAGUAUCUUUCGAAAUUGGCAGUUCUUGAAGCUACGCUUCUAGCUGCGGGAACAGCAAUCAUAUGCUACCCCAAUGCGUUCCUCCGGAUUGAUAUGACGGAGAGUAUGGAAAUUCUAUUCCUGGAGUGCGAAGGCACCGAGGAUUAUCAUGGGCUUUGUGAGCACGAUAAGCGAUGGGCCAAUAUAUUAUCACUAGCCAUCGCGACGGCAGUUCGAAUAUUCCUAAUCAUUAUCUCGUAUGGUUGCAAAGUGCCCGCCGGUAUAUUUGUACCGUCUAUGGCGGUAGGGGCAACCUUCGGCCGGACUGUUGGGAUUAUUAUGCAGGCUAUCCACGAUGCUCACCCGGAUAGCGCCUUCUUUGCUGCUUGUCAGCCGGACGAGCCUUGUAUUACUCCCGGGACUUAUGCUUUUCUAGGGGCCGCCGCUGCACUCAGUGGCAUAAUGCAUAUUACUGUGUCGGUUGUGGUUAUUAUGUUCGAACUCACUGGGGCCUUGACAUACAUCUUACCUACCAUGAUUGUUGUCGGUGUUACGAAAAUGGUGUCUGAUCUGUUCGGCAAAGGUGGGAUAGCCGACCGGAUGAUUUGGUUUAGCGGCUUCCCAUUUUUGGAUAACAAGGAAGAACACAACUUUGGUGUUCCAGUAUCGGCAGCAAUGACUAACGAUGUGAUAGCCAUACCUGUCCACGGCAUGACGUUAAAGGCUGUUGAAGAUCUCCUAAAGCAACCGAAGUAUCAAGGUUUCCCUGUUGUUGAAGAUCUUACAAGGAAGAUUCUUGUCGGAUAUAUUGGCCGUACGGAGUUACGUUAUGCGGUUGAUCGUCUACGUCGCGAGAGAGCGAUUCCGAUUAGCCCCGAGGCUAAAUGUACCUUCUCGCCUCCAGCGAUUAGUACAAUUACGCCCAUCACCCCCACCGUGACCAUCAGCAGUAUGGAUUAUAGCGCCUCAUCGGCGUCUCUCGACUUUAGUCGGUACGUAGAUGCGACACCAGUUACGGUGCACCCGCGGCUACCGCUGGAGACGGUGAUGGAACUAUUUCGCAAGAUCGGACCGCGCGUAAUCUUAAUAGAGCAUCACGGGCGUCUGUCGGGCUUAGUCACGGCAAAGGACUGUUUAAGAUAUCAGUUCAAGGCGGAGGCAGCUGAGAACCCCCGCGACGAUCAUGAGAUCCUAGAGGUCUACGAGAAGCUCUGGGGCUUUAUGAAUAGAAUUGGCGGAUGGGUCUCGAUAAAAAUCGCAAGCGCAACUGGUGGCCGUAUACGGCUCGGGAGCGCGGCGAAUGAGAGAGCAGGCGGGCAGAUCAUGGACGGCGAUGAGGAUGUGGGUAUAGAUGAUGGGGUCGAAUUAGAGAAUAGAUAG
Daldinia childiae is the source of this 2496-nucleotide messenger RNA. RefSeq lists its product as uncharacterized. Lineage: Eukaryota; Fungi; Ascomycota; Sordariomycetes; Xylariales; Hypoxylaceae. Bases 1 to 2496 code for a protein of 831 amino acids. The record is from RefSeq and is a predicted model, not a curated record. Gene Ontology annotation, biological process: chloride transport; transmembrane transport; intracellular iron ion homeostasis. The transcript has 4 exons. Gene Ontology annotation, cellular component: fungal-type vacuole; early endosome; membrane. Gene Ontology annotation, molecular function: voltage-gated chloride channel activity.